Molecule: messenger RNA, 2459 nt
Organism: Solanum verrucosum
Lineage: Eukaryota; Viridiplantae; Streptophyta; Magnoliopsida; Solanales; Solanaceae
Product: protein phosphatase 2C 50-like
Exons: 4
Coding region: 667-2298 (543 amino acids)
Biological process (GO): protein dephosphorylation
Molecular function (GO): protein serine/threonine phosphatase activity; cation binding
Source: RefSeq, a predicted model, not a curated record
AAACGGUAAGCAACUUCUCACUUACCUUCCUCUAUUAUGAGUAUUUGUUUAUUGGAUUAUUGUAUUCAUUGAUUUGUGUAUCUAAUCAAACCUUUUUUUUUGUAUGUAUAAUACAAUACCCACAAUAAAUAUAGAAUGAUUAGUCUCUAAUAACAAAUCCUUGCAUGCAUCCUUUCUUGAUUUGUUUGACUCUUGAAUUAUAUGGGGUUCUCUCAAACUUUUUUUUUUUUUUUUUUGAUUCAACUAACUUUAGGUAAUCAAGAAGAAGUUGGGUUGCUUUGAAUUUGGAAAAAAGUUUCAUGUUUGGUCUGCUUUGAGCUUGUAAGUCCUUUUUUUUUUCAAUAAAGUUUGAAUCUUUAUAUGUUGUGUUCUGUCUUGUUAAGCAGUGACCACUAGAUUUGUUGUUUCCUAUAUAUUAUAAGUUGAUAAAAAGUGAUUCUUUGUUAAGGGGGUUUGUUGCUAAUGUGUUGUUGAAUGGAUAGAAUUGGAAUAGAAGAGUACAAGAUGCUGAAUAGGGUUUUAUGGAUAGUGAUUCCACAAGUUUGGACUUUGGAUCCAUAUUCUCUUAUGUCAUAGAUUUAUUCUGUUUUUUUUUAUGUGAAAACUUUUCUUGGCUUACAACUUAAGUAAAUUUUAGGGAUUUGAAUAAUUUUGGUUGGUUAGAAGAUGGAAGAGAUGUUUCCAGCACUUACUGUAUCAUAUAAACAGGGAAAAUUGAUAUAUGAUGAAUCAGUAUUACCCACAUGUAUUGACUUCGCUGGAUAUGAGCUGAUCCCGAAUACGACUAGCUUGCUAUCAGAACCUAACAAGUGCAAACUUCCUUGUUCGGUGUCCAAUCAUAUAGUGUCCAGGGACAAAGCUAACCUCUUUAUGACAGUUGCUGAUUGCCAUGAAAUCAGGAAAGGGAAGAGUUUUUCUUCGACAGUUGUAGCUAAUGGGAAUUGUUUGAUUGCUAGUGAGGUAAAAGAUGGUAGAUCUAUGGACAACAAUUUGAUUUCACCAACUGAUGAGCUUUUAGGAAAUAUGACUUGUUCUGAUUCUCUAGUGGAUGAGCGUGGCGGCAUGCCUAACCAAGAAUAUACAGAUUUGGAGGUUAAGGUUGGGAGAACUCCUCCUCGGAAUGAAGACAAGAAGGUUGGUGUAUCCCAGAUUCUGAGGAAGUCUUUUUCGUGUAAUUUGGCUAGCGAGUUGGUUAAUGAGUCAGAACUUGUAAGUGAUCUUGUUUCCACUAUGGUUGUGGGUGCUGAAGAUUAUAAAAGAAAAUUAUCACCAUCCCAUCUUGAGACCUCACAAGAGAUAAAGAUAAGUAGGCCAAAUGCCUUUUGUUUUGAUUCUGUACCGCUUUGGGGGCUCAUCACGAUACAAGGAAAGAGGCCGGAGAUGGAAGAUACUGCUAUAGCUUUACCAAGGUUUCUGAGAAUCCCUUCUCAUAUUUUGACGGAUGCUUCAGUUUCUCAUGCCCUGAGUCAAACACUUACAGCCCAUUUAUAUGGGGUUUAUGAUGGACACGGAGGCUCUCAGGUUGCUAAUUAUUGUCAUGAGCGUCUCCAUAUGGUUUUAGCACAGGAGAUAGAUAUUAUGAAAGAAGAUUCACAUAAUGGAAGUGUUAACUGGAAGGAGCAAUGGUCAAAGGCUUUCUUGAAUUGUUUCUGUAGAGUCGAUGAUGAGGUAGGAGGGUUCUGUAGUGAAACAGACGGGAUUGAGCCUGACCUUUCAGUCAUUGCUCCUGAAGCAGUUGGAUCUACAGCUGUAGUUGCUGUUGUUAGUCCAACCCAUAUUAUUGUUGCGAAUUGUGGUGAUUCAAGGGCAGUCCUUUGUCGGGGAAAACUGCCCAUGCCAUUAUCCAUUGACCAUAAGCCAAAUAGGGAAGAUGAGUGUUCACGAAUAGAAGAAUUGGGAGGGAAGGUCAUUAAUUGGGAUGGACAUCGUGUUUCUGGUGUUCUUGCAGUUUCAAGGUCAAUUGGUGAUAGAUAUUUAAGGCCUUAUGUGAUUCCAGAUCCAGAAAUGAUGUUUGUACCCCGAGCAAAAGAAGACGACUGUCUAAUUUUAGCAAGUGAUGGCCUAUGGGAUGUCUUGACAAAUGAAGAAGCUUGUGAUGUGGCCCGGAGACGAAUUCUUCUCUGGCACAAAAAGAAUGGUGGUACUUUGAGUAGCGAAAGGGGUGAAAGCGUUGAUCCUGCUGCUCAGGAUGCUGCAGAGUACUUGACACGAGUUGCUCUCCAAAGGGGCAGCAGAGAUAAUAUAUCUGUGAUUGUGGUCGACUUGAAAGCACAGAGGAAAUUCAAGAAGAAAACGUAGAGCACUAAACCAUCCUCGUAUUUCAUUUUGUGGAUGUAACAUUGGAAACUUAUCGUACAGGAUGAUAAUCAAAUCAAAUCGUACUCAUGUUGCAGAUUUUAGCUUCCUUUUUAAUUAGGCUGUUACCGUACAUGAUGGAAGUUAUUCUGACAAUAAAAAUU